Molecule: messenger RNA, 2271 nt
Organism: Asparagus officinalis (garden asparagus)
Lineage: Eukaryota; Viridiplantae; Streptophyta; Magnoliopsida; Asparagales; Asparagaceae
Exons: 4
Coding region: 1-2271 (756 amino acids)
Molecular function (GO): catalytic activity
Source: RefSeq, a predicted model, not a curated record
AUGGCGAAGAAGUGCCUUCAUUGGCACUACUUCAACAUAAAUAAACCUGUAGCUCAAUCUUCAAAAAAUUACAAGAAAAUCAACCUGGUGGAAAAGAAUGAUGAACUGAAAGAUGAGAUAGAUUUAACAAAGGAAAGUGAGAAGAAAUCCUUUGCCAGCUUGUUUACAGAUAAUAGAAAACCUGGAAAAGGCUUGCCCCUUAAUUUCAUACCAUCUGAUCAAUCUAAUGCUGCUGUUUUUAAUGAAAUGGAAUGGAGGGAAGGAGUUGAUUACUGGAAGAAUGCUCUAAUAGGUCAUGUUAUAGGAUUCAAUGCAAAAUUCAAAUCCAUGGAAGCAUAUGUAAAUAAAGCUUGGGGGAGAAUUUCAAUUCCUAAAAUCAUUCUAAUCAAAUCAGGUGUAUUCUUAUUUGAUUUCCCAUCGGAGCAACAGAUGAGAAAAGUGUUAGAUGCAGGACCAUGGUUUUUUGGUUCAAGACCAUUGAGUGCUACAGGUAUCAGCAAAAUCUCAAGUCUUAUAGGAUGUCCAAUUACAACUGACAUGCUUACAGCAACAAGGCAAAGGCUAAGCUAUGCUAGGGUUCUACUGGAAGUGAAGCUGCCCUUAAAAGAACCACUACCUGAUAUAGUUGAAAUACAAGGACCUGAUGGCAAAAAGUAUAGGCAAAAUGUCAUAUAUGAACUUAAGCCAAAAUGGUGCACAGUCUGUAAUAUUGUGGGACAUGAUACUGAAUACUGCAGGAGGCAAAAAGGAAGAAAAAUGUGGGUUCCUGUUAAUAAACAGAAGGAAGUUGUGCAAGCUCAUAAGGUGCAAACUGAUACGCACAGUGCUCAGGAGCAGGUUGAUAGAUUGAAUACUAAUACAGGAAAAGAGAAUGAUGUGCAAAAGGUUUUACCAGAUAAUGAAUCUGCAUAUGAGGCUCAGGGAAAAGAUAGUAUGAGUAAGGAAGGGUGCAAUACAUCACAGCAACUAACAGAAAACAUGCACAGCUUAAAAGACAAGGGUAAAGCUGUAGGCUCACCAGGUGCACAAGGCAUCAAGCAUGGUAGCCCAUGCCUUACAAAUGUAUAUCAAUCCCCAACUGUGAAUGCAUCAGGAUUCACAAGUGUGAGUAGAGCACAUAUUGCUAGAAGAACAACAAUCAAUAUUGAUGGGAAUUCAAAUCAGAAAACUCAAUUCUCCCCUCUAGACCCACAGUACAAUAUUCCCUUUAUAGCUCUUCUAGAAACAAAACUAAAGGAAGAAAAGAUGGAGCAUAUUGCCAGGAAAUUUGCUAGAGACUGGAAUUGGAUUUCAAAUGUUCAGGAAGCUGGUAAUGGGAGAAUCUGGUUACUUUGGAACAAUGAUUUAAUGACAGUUCAGAGUAGUAGCAUAACUGAUCAAUGCCUGACUUGCUUUGUCCAAUUGAAGAAUGGAAAACUAUCAUGCUUAAUGUCUAUGGUUUAUGCCUCAAAUCAAAGGGAGAAUAGGAAAAGAUUAUGGCAGGAUCUUCUGGAAAUCAAACAAAAUGUAAACUGCCCUUGGUUGGUUGGGGGAGAUUUUAAUGCAAUCAUUAGUGCUGAAGAAAAAAUGGGAGGAGCUCCUAUUUCAGAUGCUGACACAGAAGACUUCCAAAACUUUAUUUCAUCAAGCCAACUUCUUCACAUAAAAUCUAUUGGAUGUUUCUACACUUGGAAUAAUAAGCAAGAUACUAAUACUAGAGUCUGGAGCAGAAUUGACAGAAUUCUGAUUAAUGAUAAAUGGUUGCAUCAUUAUACAACAAGCCAGGUGGAAUUUCUAGUACUAAUGUGCUCAGAUCAUUCUCCAGCUCUUGUGUCUGUUGGGGAGGAGGAUUUUCAAGGAAAAAAACCUUUUAAAUUCUAUAAAAUGUGGACAAAACAUCCUAACUUCUUUGCUCUUGUGAAUUCUGUCUGGGGUCAAGAGAUAAAAGGGUACAACAUGUACCAAUUUUACUCUAAACUUAAGAAGCUGAAGCCUGUUCUCAAAGAGUUAAAUAAGAAGCAUUUCAUGAACAUUGGAGAGCAAGUUGCAAGAGCUAAAGAGGAAUUACUGGGAGUACAAAAUCAGAUGAGUCUGGAUCUUCUAAACCAGAAUCUGAUUACUCAGGAGAAAAAAUGCAUUCAAAAAUACAACAGGCUACUUCAAUGUGAAGAAUCAUUUCAUAGACAAAAGGCAAAUAUCAGUUGGGCUGUGCAUGGGGAUAGAAGCUCACAAUAUUUCCAUUCAAUCAUGAAAGCUAAAAGCAAAUAUCAGUUGGGCUGUGCAUGGGGAUAG